AUUUUUCCACCUCACGCUCUCACUCUCGCUCUCCCGCCUCCCGCAUCUCAGAAAACCCUAGCACACCCGCCGCCGCGCACCACCACCACCAGCAACCAUGGGUGAGAAUCUCGUUCUCCGCGGCACCAUGAGGGCGCAUACCGACAUGGUGACGGCCAUCGCCAUCCCAAUCGACAACUCCGAGAUGAUCGUUAGCGCCUCCCGCGACAAGUCCAUCAUCCUCUGGCACCUGAACAAGGACGAGAAGACCUACGGUGUCCCCCGCCGCAGGCUCACCGGGCAUUCCCACUUCGUCGAGGAUGUUGUCCUCUCCUCCGACGGCCAGUUCGCGCUGUCUGGAUCCUGGGACGGCGAGCUCCGCCUCUGGGACUUGGCCCUCGGCGUCUCUGCUCGCCGCUUUGUGGGUCACACCAAGGAUGUGCUCUCCGUGGCUUUCUCGAUUGAUAACCGUCAGAUCGUAUCGGCUUCCCGUGACCGCACGAUCAAGCUCUGGAACACUCUCGGUGAGUGCAAGUUCACCAUCCAGGACCAGGAUGGGCAUGGCGAUUGGGUCAGCUGCGUCAGGUUCAGCCCCAGUACGAUGCAGCCUACCAUUGUAUCCGCCUCGUGGGACAAGACUGUGAAAGUUUGGAACUUGUCUAACUGCAAGCUGAGGAACACUCUUGAGGGCCACAAUGGGUAUGUGAACACCGUUGCGGUGUCACCUGAUGGUUCGUUGUGCGCCAGCGGAGGCAAAGACGGAGUAAUUCUGCUCUGGGAUUUGGCAGAGGGCAAGAGGCUGUAUCAUCUUGAGGCCGGCUCCAUCAUCCACGCUCUCUGCUUCAGUCCCAAUAGGUACUGGCUGUGUGCCGCAACCGAGCAGAGCAUCAAGAUUUGGGAUUUGGAGAGCAAGUCCAUUGUGGAGGAGUUGAAGGUCGAUCUCAAGACCGAGGCUGAGAAGACUGAGGAUACCCAUGCUGCUACUUCAUACAAGAAGAAGGUUAUAUACUGUACAAGUUUGAACUGGAGCGCUGAUGGCAGCACCUUGUUCAGUGGCUACACUGACGGAGUUAUCAGAGUCUGGGGUAUCGGCCGUUGAAAUUGAAGUUAAGAGUGAUUGAUUUCCAGAACUUAUGUUUUCUCGAGGAUAACUGAGUUACCUUCUUUAAAUGUAGUUGGUCUUAAAGUUUUAUUUAGGGUUUUGCUGGAUUUUUAUCAUUUUGUUUGACAAUAUAUGGCUUUGAGGCCAAGCUACUUUAGUUUCGGUUUUCAAAUUAAGAUUUGAUAUUGGCUUUU
This is a messenger RNA of Pyrus x bretschneideri (Chinese white pear), 1275 nucleotides long. RefSeq names its product guanine nucleotide-binding protein subunit beta-like protein. The transcript is spliced from 2 exons. Bases 98 to 1078 code for a protein of 326 amino acids. Gene Ontology annotation, cellular component: nucleus; cytosol. The record is from RefSeq and is a predicted model, not a curated record. Gene Ontology annotation, molecular function: ribosome binding; translation regulator activity; protein kinase C binding. NCBI's taxonomy places the organism in Eukaryota, Viridiplantae, Streptophyta, Magnoliopsida, Rosales, Rosaceae. Gene Ontology annotation, biological process: positive regulation of protein phosphorylation; rescue of stalled cytosolic ribosome.